CGAAUACGCCUGCGCGGGACGUAAUUCACGGGCAGCACCUCCCCUUAAAGCAAAAAAAAAGCAAAGCAGUGGAGCUUUAUCUACAUCAACAGCGAGGUUGUAAAAAAAGAAAGUGAAGUUCACGCUGCGUGCUGUUUUCUUAGAUCUUGGAGCCUUGAUUUAAGAUACGUCCAUCAUUGAGCAAAUAACUCAAGAAAAACAGCUCUUGAUAAUCCUUCAGGUCUGUGGUAUUCAAGCAAAACAAAUUGGGAAGGUGUGUCUUGUUCUUAAGUUGACCGGAAGAUGUUCGGCUUCCACAAGCCCAAAAUGUAUCGGAGCCUGGACGGUUGUUGUAUCUGCCGGGCCAAGUCAUCAAGCUCGCGUUUCACUGAUAGCAAACGCUAUGAGAAGGACUUCCAGAGCUGCUUUGGGUUGAAUGAAGCCCGUUCGGGUGAAAUCUGCAAUGCCUGUGUCCUGUUGGUGAAACGGUGGAAGAAGCUCCCUGUUGGUUCCAAAAAAAACUGGAAUCAUGUGGUUGAUGUUCGAGCAGGACCAAGUUUAAAGACAGCAUUGAAGCCCAAAAAGGCAAAAUCUCUCACUGGGAACAGAAUCAAAGCCAGUCAAAUCAGCAAGAUCCAGAAAGAGCUCAAACGGCAGAACUCUGAUGCGCAUAGUACAACAUCCAGUAUGUCUCCAGCACAAUCCCCCUGCUACAGUAAUCACUCGGAUGAGGGUUCCGAUGCAGAGAUGGCGUCUGGAUCAAACAGGGUGCCUGUCUUCUCAUUCUUAGACCUCACUUACUGGAAAAGGCAGAAGGUUUGCUGUGGAAUCAUUUACAAGGGUCGGUUUGGGGAGGUGUUAAUUGACCCUCAGCUCUUCAAGCCCUGCUGUGCCAAUAAAAAGCGAGUGGUCCAAGCCCCAGAGGAACAGGUGGCUCAAUCUCCAUCCACCCCUAAAGAUGAUGAAUGGUGAACUGGCUCGUUCGGAGAGAGAGAGAGAGGGAGAGGUAGACUGAGUGGGGCAAAACACAUUGAAAAGAAUGUGUUGCCUGAGGGAUGAACUGAAUAGAGGGGGGAAAGAAACAAAAAAAAAAGGUGCAAACUGCGAUUGCUUUGCAAAUGAACUGACCUUCUCAAAAGACUGACUAUUUGCCUUUUUAUUGUACUCUGGGGUCAGUUGGUUUGACUUGUAAGUGAGAAAAGACUGUAAAUGUUGUAAUAUUUCAUGAGCUGCACGCAUAUUAAGUGGAGUGGAGCGCAGCAGUAAAGCGCUUUUAUUUAGGGUUUAUCUCAUGCAGUUAUCGACGGAGUUCUCUUCGCCCGUGCGGUGAGAAAAAUUGGGAAGAGUUUAGUGAGGGUUGUAAUAUAAGAUGUGACUAGCCCCCUUGUGUUUAGAAAGAAUUGGCUGUGUUGACUGUCUGUCUAUGUGCUGGCUGGCCUUCCCUUUCUGUGUUCUGUCCCAGUGUGAACUAUGCCUACUAAGACACAUUGACAAAACAAGGGCCCAGGAUGUGAUCCACUAUAUCCCUGUUGAGUUGAACAGUCAUAGCUUGUGGCCAUGACUGUUAGCUUCCAAUGAUCCCAUAGGUUGGAAGAGAAAACAAUGAAGCCAGAGGAUGAUGGGGCUCCUGGUUGUAACAUUCCACCCUCCCCACCCCAGUCUACAGAGUUUGCCUAACCCUUGUGGAUGAAGCUGGGCAGGUUAAUGUGGUGCGGAGCCCAGUUAUCAGAGUCGUGAAAAUUGGAGGAAAAGAUGAGCAACGUUUUGAAGAAUUGGCCUGGCCUGUUCUAAAGUGCCAGUAUGUAGCAAAGCAGAACCAGGGGAAAAAAAGACUUGUGGCUUGUUCACAUGACGUAGAAUGGCUGUUUAUGGUACACCUGUCGGCCACAAAGGAAAGACUUUCUUGUUGCAUGUUUACUGCCCAUUUUGAUGUGUGUUGUUGAGCGGGCUUUGCCAUUGCUGCAAACCGGCAAGCAGAUCGCCCAGCGAUUUUUCUGGGGUCCUGGGUUAGACCUAUUGUCCUGCAACCUUACCAUCCCUCUCCUCUUGGUAUCGAAGGUGAAUCCUCGGCCAUGUUGGCAAACCUGGGAAAGGGUGGGUGUGAUGCCUCAGUCUUUCCUUAGUCUAACCCCACCAGCUAUUGAAACAGAAAUAACAAGGUGUAGAGCUGGAUGAACACAG
Molecule: messenger RNA, 2160 nt
Organism: Rhincodon typus (whale shark)
Lineage: Eukaryota; Metazoa; Chordata; Chondrichthyes; Orectolobiformes; Rhincodontidae
Gene: sinhcaf
Product: SIN3-HDAC complex associated factor
Exons: 7
Coding region: 283-951 (222 amino acids)
Biological process (GO): negative regulation of cell migration
Source: RefSeq, a predicted model, not a curated record